ACAGUAGGGGGCACAGGUGGUGCAUCAGGCAGCCAUCUCAGUCAUCUCAGUCAGUCGAACCGUGGCACCUGGGUCUGCCCCAUGACCUCCUGCCAGCGGGCGUUCGACACUUCACGUGGCCUCAAGAUGGCCAAGGCUGAAGAGAAGGUGGGCUCCAGGAGCAGCAUGCAAUGGAGUGCGCUGCCCACAUCGGACAGCAUUGCCAUCGCCAGUAGUAAAACCCCACGAGAAAUCUUGAAGCUCUUUGGGGAUUUCCUGACCCCCACCGAGAGAAGCGAGUUCCUCAACGUGAAUAACAUCUGGUAUUUCGGAGUCCAUAACAAAGGCUUUGGCACUCAAAACCAUGGCUACGAUGAUGUCUUCAACCAUUAUGUCUCGGUCGAGCAUGAGCAUCUCCAUUUCCGAUAUGAGGUGCUGAAGAAGGUGGUCGGACCUUACAGCCAGAUCUUCAAAUGCCAUGACCACAAGACCAACACCCGAGUGGCUGUGAAGAUGUGGAGACAGUCAUUCAGUGCCGAGGAAGACCACAGCCAGUGGAUGGAGUACCACAUCUUGCUCCAACUUCAGGGCUGGGCCAAUGAUGAUGUCAACGUUGACAGAAUCCUCGACUUUUUCACCUUCAGGGGUCACAACUGCCUCGUCAUGCAGCUCAUACCGAAAAGACGUCUGUUAAGUGCCAUUGAUUGCACGGCACCCCAGCACAUUGAGAUGACAAUGGUGAAACUCUUCACCAAGUCCAUCCUCAAAUUCCUCAUUCAUCUCCAUGCCAAGGGAAUCGUGCAUGGGGAUAUCCAGCCGAGGAACAUGUCGAUUAAAGAGCCUGGGGCAAGGACCAUCCGGAUGAUGAGUUUUGAAAACAGCUUUUUGGUGGGACGCCAACGUUCACAGAUUUUUGGUUCCCCUGCGUACCUUGCCCCAGAGGCAUACCUGGGCCACAUGUCAUCUUUCCCGGUUGACAUGUGGGGGCUGGGGUGUACAGUGGCCGAGUUGGCUACCGGGCGCAUCCUCUUUCCGGCCAUCAACAAACACGACCAGCUCCCGUGUUAUAUGGAGAUCCUCGGGAUGCCGCCUCAGAAUUUGAUUGAUGACGCGCCUGAGAGAAACAAGUACUUUGAUGGUUCGGGGAUGCCUUUGAUGUCCGGACAAAGCAGGGUCCCAGGCAGUCACUCCCUAUACCUGGCACUCGGGAGCCAGGACUCGGAGUUCCACGACUUCAUUAGCCGCUGCCUGGAAUGGGAUCCAGCUCUGCGGAUGACACCAGCAGAGGCACUGGCGCAUAGCUGGCUGAGGGAUGAGGAAAUGCCGAGGGAUGAGGAAAUGCCGAGGGAUGAGGAAAUGCCGAGGGAUGAGGAAAUGCCGAGGGAUGAGGAAAUGCCGAGGGAUGAGGAAAUGCCGAGGGAUGAGGAAGUGCCGAGUCAGUGUGUGCCUCUUGUGGACACAUCAAUCCACGCAGAGGCAUCCGCCAAGGAGGAGACGAGACAGUGGGGUGAGCCCCUGCAGAAAGAGAAGAAGCAGUCACGUCUGGUUAGUGCGUACAGGGCCGUAUGCUCAUUCUUCCGUGGCUUUAAGAAAUGCACCGCAUGCGACCGUAAUGCUCAUCCUGGGCGUGUACACAUUCCACACACCGUAUACACACGCUCGCCUAAGCGAAUGCAUGGGCAACUUCCGGUGCUAGCGUCAAUAUCAGAUCCCAUCUACUGAGUUUUUUAACCCCACAUAAAUACAGUAAAACCGCUCUUAACGACGGUAAUUGGUUCCAUGAAUAUGGUUAGUAAGUAAUUUGGUAAUUAAGCAAGUACAGUCGACCCUUACACAUCGCGGGGAUUAGGGGUGCAGGCCCCUCGCGAUCUGGAAAAACCGCAUAAAAUGUUUGGUCCCCUUGGCGAGCGAAGCGAGCACCUCCAGUUACUAAACUUUUUAAGUUAUCUCUACAUGUUCAGUCUUUGCGUGUCGUCUGAUGGCUUUUGCGUUCUUUUAGAAAACUUUAACUUUUUACAAAAUGUAACGUAAAAAAAUGUAUUGUGUAUAUUUAUGGUAUUAAAAGAUACAAUAGAUUAAUGUUAUACAGUACUGUACAUAUAUUUUAUGCAUUUAUGAGUUACUAAACUUUUUGUGUCGUCUGCUGACCUUCGCAUGUCAUCUGUGGCUUUCGCAAAACUCCCAAAAACUCCCCAAAAAUUUCCAUUUAAUUUCUUAUGCCGACCCCGCGAUAUAUUGAAACCGCGAUGGGGAAUGUCGUGAUGCAGAAGGGUUGACUGUAAUUUAGUCAUUAAGCAAGCAUAGGAAAGACAUGUUAAAGGCUUAAUUUGUUUCCAUAGCAUCAAAAGUUACACCUUUUCCACCCAAAAAACGUAUUUUAUAAUGUUUAAAAAUUUUAUAUUAGCAAAUAAAGUUACUAACAACAUGAUAAACACAGAAUAUUUGAAAGAAACUUGGUUAAUUAAUUCAUUAAUAUUGCUUUGUAAUAAAAAAUCAACAAAGUUGCAUGAUAAAGCGAGACAAAUACAGCAAUACUGUAUAGAGUAAAACACAGUCUGCGAUGACACGCGAGAUGCGUAUGUAGGCUGAACAAAGACUGAGGUGCAUGGGUAGCAUCUAGAAGCGCCUUGCAUCGUGAUGUUAUGCCGAGGCAGCCAUACAACCGCUUAUUUCUAAUCGCACGGCGUAGUUCUGUUCACUCAAUCGCGUUAUUAAAAGAAUGUGUUCCUUAAUACAUUAUUAGCGUCAUCAAAACACGUUAUAGCAGAACUGACUGUACACACUAUACACUACACACGCCAUACACAUGGGACUAGCUCAUUAGUGUAGUUAGCCCUACGCUGGGCCCUGCCAUCCUGGUUUUCAUCCGGGCAGUCCUCAGAGGAUGACCUCGCCACGGUUUCCAGGACAUGGAAGGGCAUAGCUGAACCAGCAUUUGAGAGCUGAGGUGGCCUGGUGAUAUAACAGAUGAAGCCAAAAAGGGCAAGUACCAAGGCCACCUGUUAACAGUUAAGAUUCAUCUUAUUCAUAGUUGUAUAAUUAUCAUUGUUGGUUUAAAAGACGUAAUAAAAAAGAAAAUAUUGGUAA
This is a messenger RNA of Lethenteron reissneri (Far Eastern brook lamprey), 3066 nucleotides long. RefSeq names its product dual specificity tyrosine-phosphorylation-regulated kinase 4-like. Gene Ontology annotation, cellular component: cytoplasm; cytoskeleton. NCBI's taxonomy places the organism in Eukaryota, Metazoa, Chordata, Hyperoartia, Petromyzontiformes, Petromyzontidae. Gene Ontology annotation, molecular function: protein serine/threonine kinase activity; ATP binding. The record is from RefSeq and is a predicted model, not a curated record. Gene Ontology annotation, biological process: peptidyl-threonine phosphorylation; peptidyl-serine phosphorylation.